CUCUGCUCGUUUUGCCAUAAUACGCAAGGUGCUCUCCCUUUCCUUCUUCUUUAUAGUCCAUUCAUUUUCAGUUCGGAUCUCCGGUUCGGGUUUUCGGAUGCCCGGUUUGUAAACCUGAAACAUAGAAUGGAACCAUCGGAGCUGAAGAGGUCGAAGGACUCGCCGAACUCGGACGAGUCAACUCGUCGAUCGUCAUUUCCCGACGAAGUGCUGGAGCGAGUUCUCUCCCUUUUGAAAUCCCACAGGGACCGGAGCUCCGUUUCUUUGGUUUGCAAGGACUGGUACAACGCGGAACGGUGGUCGAGGACUCACGUCUUCAUCGGAAACUGUUACUCCGUUUCGCCGGAGAUCGUCGCGCGGCGGUUCCCGAAGAUAAGGAGCGUGACGUUGAAGGGGAAACCUAGGUUUUCUGACUUCAACUUGGUGCCGGAAAAUUGGGGAGCCGAUAUCCACGCGUGGCUGGUCGUUUUCGCGGCCAAGUAUCCGUUCCUCGAAGAGCUUAGGCUUAAGCGAAUGGCGAUCAGCGAUGAAAGCUUGGAGUUUCUCGCCGUUUCUUUCCCUAACUUUAAAGCUCUUUCCCUUUUAAGCUGUGACGGUUUUAGCACUAACGGACUUGCCGCCAUUGCCACUCACUGCAAGAACUUGACUGAGCUUGACAUACAGGAGAAUGGCAUUGAUGAUAAAGGGGGUAGUUGGUUGAGCUGCUUCCCGGAAAGCUUCACAUCAUUGGAAGUGCUCAACUUUGCCAACUUGAGUAGCGAUAUUAAUUUCGAUGCUCUUGAGCGGCUUGUAGGUAGGUGCAAGUCAAUGAGGGUUUUGAAGUUGAAUAGGAGCGUAUCGUUGGAACAGUUACAAAGACUUCUUGUUAAUGCCCCUCAAUUAGCUGAGCUCGGUACGGGCUCGUUCUCGGAAGAACUUACUUUCCGCCAAUAUGUAGAGCUUGAAAGUGCGUUAAGUAAUUGCAAGAAUAUGCAUACGCUAUCCGGUUUGUGGGAUGCCAAGGGAAUAUAUCUCCCUGCCUUGUAUCCUGUGUGCACGCAUCUAACGUUCUUGAACUUGAGCUAUGCUGCUUUGAGAAGCGAUGAACUGGCUAAACUUCUGGCUCAUUGUCCACGACUUAAACGCCUCUGGGUCUUGGACACGGUAGAAGACAAGGGACUGGAGGCUGUUGGACUGAACUGCCCUUUGCUUGAGGAACUACGAGUUUUCCCUGCUGAUCCGUUUGACGAGGAAAUUAUCCAUGGAGUCACUGAAGCUGGGUUUGUGGCUGUGUCUUUUGGUUGCCCGAGACUCCACUAUGUUCUCUAUUUUUGUCGUCAAAUGACUAAUGCUGCUGUAGCAACCAUUGUACAGAACUGCCCUGAUUUUACUCAUUUCCGAUUAUGCAUAAUGAACCCGGGUCAACCGGAUUAUAUCACAAAUGAACCUAUGGAUGAAGCUUUUGGUGCUGUGGUUAAGACGUGCACUAAACUUCAGAGGCUUUCAGUUUCAGGUCGCUUAACUGAUCUGACAUUCGAGUAUAUCGGUAGGUAUGCUAAGAACUUGGAGACCCUCUCAGUGGCAUUUGCAGGCAGCAGUGACUGGGGGAUGCAGUGUGUUAUGGGAGGUUGUUCAAAACUGAGGAAACUUGAGAUACGAGACUGCCCGUUCGGAAAUGCUGCACUGCUGUCAGGUUUGGAGAAGUACGAAUCUAUGAGGUCACUUUGGAUGUCGGCCUGCAAUGUGACAAUGAAUGGUUGUAGGCUAUUGGCAAGGGAGAUGCCUAGGUUGAACGUUGAGGUAAUGAAGGAGGAUGGAAGUGAUGAUAGUCAAGCUGAUAAAGUCUAUGUUUACCGUUCGAUUGCUGGCCCACGGAGGGAUGCCCCACCAUCUGUUCUUACCCUCUGAAAUGCUUGAAUGAAGGCAUGUUUUCAGCUGUAAAAGGCUACACAAAAGACAACAUGAGGAUUUGCAGAACUCGAAGUCGAUUAUUCAACGUUGUUUUCUUUCUUUUAGGCGACAGGCAAACAGAGAAACAUUUUAAGUUUGGACCGUCUAAGCAUCUAAAGCCUCGAAGGUCUGGAACAAGUUUGCCUCUUUUGCUUGAUUUACUGCACCCCUGAAGAGCAAGAUCGCAAGACUGCCAACACAAAAGUGUAUGAAGCAACCAUGGCAGUGCGUUACAAACGAACUAAAAUCCGUCCCUACAACGCAUUGCCACCCAGGUCCGUACACCCUGUCGAAAUCCUGCAUUUAGAACUCAAAUCAAAGAUGCAUACGGUAUAUAGUUUCCAACAUAUUCGAUACCCCAUAUGGAGUUACAAUAAAUUCUAGCUUAGAGCCCUCACCUUUUUUAUAAACUGGGCUAUAUCAGUCGAUUCAGUGGCUUCGAAGAUAUCAAGAGCUUUUGCAGCCAAGUGAAGUGCAGCCUGCUGCAUCGUAUGGAGCAUAUCGGUUUCGCCUACAAUCGCUUUACCCUCCAACAUCGCUUUGGAUAAACCUUGGUUAUCGGGGAAGAAAGCUUGAAGAGGAAGGCAGUGGAGACUCAAGGCUAUAUAAUGGAAAGGAUUAUAUAGAAAAAUGAACCAGAAAGUCCAAGUCCGAACCCACAGAAAACUGGUUCGAUCGAUUAAAAGCCGGUUGGUUACUUGAUGCAAUGGAUUAAAAGUUGACUUAGGCAUAUGCUAAAACUAUUUGCAGAAUGUGUCAAAAAGAGAUGAAACUAUAUUUGGGUCCACAUUAUCUUUGAUGAUAUGUGAGUUUGUGGUAGUAUGAUAUAUUGCUUUAUCUUUCUUUUUUAAUUGAUCAAAAAGGACCAAAUUUUGAUUAA
Messenger RNA from Gossypium raimondii (Peruvian cotton), 2809 nucleotides. Its product is annotated as protein TRANSPORT INHIBITOR RESPONSE 1. Gene Ontology annotation, biological process: SCF-dependent proteasomal ubiquitin-dependent protein catabolic process. Gene Ontology annotation, cellular component: SCF ubiquitin ligase complex. The coding region runs from base 127 to 1887 and encodes 586 amino acids. Lineage: Eukaryota; Viridiplantae; Streptophyta; Magnoliopsida; Malvales; Malvaceae. The transcript is spliced from 4 exons. The record is from RefSeq and is a predicted model, not a curated record. Gene Ontology annotation, molecular function: protein binding.